Messenger RNA from Bombus impatiens (common eastern bumble bee), 993 nucleotides. It is a transcript of the gene strat, whose product is annotated as guanine nucleotide exchange factor MSS4 homolog. Gene Ontology annotation, biological process: post-Golgi vesicle-mediated transport; small GTPase-mediated signal transduction. The transcript has 2 exons. Bases 137 to 496 code for a protein of 119 amino acids. Gene Ontology annotation, cellular component: membrane; cytosol. NCBI's taxonomy places the organism in Eukaryota, Metazoa, Arthropoda, Insecta, Hymenoptera, Apidae. Gene Ontology annotation, molecular function: guanyl-nucleotide exchange factor activity; zinc ion binding. The record is from RefSeq and is a predicted model, not a curated record.
AUGUCAUCGAUUAUUUCUGACUAUGAUAUUAGACUCUAGUCAGACUAGUACAUUUUGUUUCAAGUGUUAGCGUUAUUAAUGUCAAAUAGUUGUGUGACUAAUAUUUAUAAAUAUCAAACGUCUAAAAUAUAGAAAUAUGUCUACGAAUAAGGAUAUCAGCACAUUGAAGGAUCAAGAUGAAAAGAACAAGACGAAAGUUUAUUGCACAUUUUGCCCGUCUAAAAUGCUUAAUGCUGGUGCAGCCCGGCUAGUUAAUAUUGAGUUUAAUCUACCCUAUAUACAUCGUAAGGGAGAAGGUGAAGCUGAUCAACAGGAACUGAUAACAAACUAUUGGUUGGUGGAGGAUAUGUACACAUUUGAAAAUAUUGGUGUUUCGCAUACAGUAGACAACGUAAAGUAUUUAGCAUGUGCAGAUUGUGAAAGGGGUCCAGUGGGUUGGCACGAUUUAUCCACAAAGAAAUCAUACAUUGCGCUAAGUAGAGUUAAGCACGAAUGAUUUAUAUCGAAUAAAGUUGUUUUUUAAUUUUAUAUAAAAGGUGUGGCCAGAUCUUUUAUCCCAAAACUAUACGUUACACCAUGAAAUAGAAAGAAGGAGGAUCUUAAAAGUUUGGAGGAAGUCAGUUUUUAAAAAGAACCACGUUACUAUUUAAGUUGAUAAUUUAAUACUUAAUCACGUACGUUACAAACACAGCCGAUAAAUCAGAUAAUCAAUCGUCGUUACGAUAUAAUAAUUAAUAAAUUACGCUUACGAUUAGAAACGAUUUAUUAAUGCACUUAUUAAGUGUGCAUUCGCGAUUUUAUCAUAAUAACGUAUUGAUGUUUUAUAUCAUUGCAACCGUUUGGUCGCGAUAAUGAUUAUUCAUUGUGCAUAUUGGCAUAAUUAUUUUAUGUAAUGCGUUGGUAAUGCGUGAGUAAAGUCUACGUGUACGCAUUUGUUAUUGUAUAUGCAUGUAAAUCAUUAUUUCCCUUAAAAAAUAAUCACGAUAACUUGAA